Molecule: messenger RNA, 657 nt
Organism: Adineta ricciae
Lineage: Eukaryota; Metazoa; Rotifera; Eurotatoria; Adinetida; Adinetidae
Source: the annotation of a GenBank genome assembly
AUGAGUGAUUCAACAGAAUCAGUUUUGAAACGAAAAAAGAAAUAUACGACUUUAUUUUCAAAUGUUUCUCAAGAAGAAGCAGAAAUUAUACUUGAUUUUCGAUUCACUGAAUUUUACAAUUCUCAAACUUCAAUCAAUCGAUUUAUCACUAAAUCUGCACCAGAAGAAUUGAAGAAAAAAUUAUUUGAUCGAUUAGUUGAGCGACUUAUAUCAGAAGAUUUUCCAGAAGCAACAAUUGCUCCACUGAAUGAGUCUGUUAUCACAGAUUAUGUUGGACAGGUUUUGGCAACGAUGAUUGCUCAUAUCGAUAGUAAGAUGGAACAUCAUCUUUUAAAAUUAAGACGAGAAAAGCAAAUCAUCAGCAAAAAUGAUAAAUAUGAUGAAAAUAUGGAAUUUAUGAUAACUCAAUCGAUUGAUAACAAAAACACUCGUUAUGUUAUUGUUGUUGAAGCAAAAAGUGAUUCACUUGGAAAAGAACUUACUCAACUGUUAUUAGCAUUAAAAUCCAUGUCUGAAGUAAAUAAUGAUCAAAAGAUGGUCUAUGGAUUUGUAACAACAGCAAUUCAGUGGCAAUUAGUGACAUAUAAUGGUCAAACAUGGAAAUUAUCGGAACCAUCUGUUCUUUUAUUUGCAGAUAUGGAGAAACAAGAAGAUUGA